AUGGCCCAGCAUCAUCAUCGACACGGCCCGCAGCAGGUACUGCGACACCGACACCACCACCAUAGGCAUGGCUAUGUAGCUCACCGUGUUCAAUUCCCUCACAAACGCCUCCCAUUUAGUUAUCGUUUGUGUAUCUCUGCUUUCGUGUGGUGCGAGGAGGGGCUGUUCGGAGUCCAUGGGUUCGGUGUUUCUUGGCGGCCUAAACCUAAAGGGAUUGACGGCGUCAAUUUGACGCUCGAGCUGGACGACACUCGUCAAUGGACUUCUGAAGAUUCUUCCAUCAACCCGUCGACCAACGCGACCCGAGGCCGACAUCCAAAUCUCCUCCGCCGUGGUUCUUCCUCCCUCUCCAUCACCAAGGCCGUUGAAAGCCGCGACGCCAGAUAA
Messenger RNA from Striga asiatica, 387 nucleotides. NCBI's taxonomy places the organism in Eukaryota, Viridiplantae, Streptophyta, Magnoliopsida, Lamiales, Orobanchaceae. The record is from the annotation of a GenBank genome assembly.